Messenger RNA from Talaromyces rugulosus, 1158 nucleotides. RefSeq lists its product as uncharacterized. Bases 1 to 1158 code for a protein of 385 amino acids. The transcript has 4 exons. Lineage: Eukaryota; Fungi; Ascomycota; Eurotiomycetes; Eurotiales; Trichocomaceae. Gene Ontology annotation, molecular function: nucleotide binding. The record is from RefSeq and is a predicted model, not a curated record.
AUGGUCUACAACGCUCGAUGGGGCAUUCUCGCCACUGGCGGAAUUGCAAAGACAUUCGUCAAGGACCUCCUCCGCGACCCCAAAGCGCGCGACACCAACGACGUAACCCACAGCGUCACCGCCGUAGCUUCAUCCUCGUCCAAAACGCGCGCUGAAGAAUUCAUCUCCGACAUCAACAUCCCCGGAAACCCUACUACGUACGGGUCCUACGACGAGCUGGUAGCUGACCCAAACAUCGACAUCAUCUACAUCGCCACGCCGCAUUCUCACCACUACCAAAACGCGCGUCUCGCGCUGGAGAGUGGGAAGAAUGUCCUCUGCGAGAAAUCGUUUACAGUGAAUGCCGCACAAACCAAGAUUCUGGUUGAGCUUGCGAAACAGAAAAAACUGUUUUUGAUGGAGGCCGUUUGGACGCGGUAUUUCCCGUUGAGUGUGCAGGUUCGCGAGCUUAUCCAGAAAGGAGAAAUUGGAGAGGUGCUGCGCGUUACUGCAGAUAAUAGUAUUGGCCAGGGAGGUUGGGAUCAGAGUCAUCGCAUGCUCAACUUGGAUCUUGCGGGGGGCGCCCUUCUCGACUUGGGCAUCUACUCUCUCACCUGGGCCUUCCAAACGCUGUACCACACCCUUCCCCUCUCGCAGCGUAAACCGCCUUCAUCAAUCCUCUCGACCAUGGUGAAAACCGCCAGCACGGGGGCCGACGAAGACACCACCAUGCUCAUUACUUUCCCAACAACCACCCCCUCCAACAAUCUCCAACGAACCUCGCACGCCGUCGCCAUGACCGCUUUCCCCGUGGACAGCAACCCAGACAAACAAAACUCUGCGCGGCCCGCGAUUCGCAUUCAGGGAACAAAGGGUGAGAUCCAGGUUGAUGGGCCGGCGUAUCGGCCAGAGCGGUACCGCGUUAUUUCCAAGACACGAGAAGGAGAACCGGUAAAAGCUGUGAGGGAGGUUGAGAAUGUGUUUCCGUCGAAUGGGCAUGGUAUGUACUGGGAAGCUGACGAGGCAGCGCGCUGCGUGCGCGACGGGAAAUUGGAGAGUGAAGGCAUGACGUGGGAGGAGAGUGUGGUUAUUAUGGAGGUCAUGGAUGAGGUGCGCAGGCAGCAUGACCUGGUGUAUCCGGAGAAGAUUGAGUCGACGGACUAUCCGAUCAAGCUGUAG